Saccostrea echinata is the source of this 6142-nucleotide messenger RNA. Its product is annotated as 5'-AMP-activated protein kinase subunit gamma-1-like. NCBI's taxonomy places the organism in Eukaryota, Metazoa, Mollusca, Bivalvia, Ostreida, Ostreidae. The coding region runs from base 746 to 2659 and encodes 637 amino acids. The transcript is spliced from 13 exons. The record is from RefSeq and is a predicted model, not a curated record.
AAGAUAGCAGUAGUGGUCAAACAAGAUCUAGAUUGAACUUGUAUAGCGAUGUACACUGUACAAAUUUGAUAAUACCAGAUCAGAUAAUCCUGUCCUAUUUGCUGAAUCGACAUGCUGUUUAAGUAUUGUCCGGUUUGAUCCUGCCUGUAAACUUAAACCCCCACUGUUUACGGCAGGUUUAAUUAGUUGGGCAUUAAAGUAUUAACUUGUCCUUCUAAAUAAAUUAAUAAUAGAUUUGUGUGUUGGAAUAUUAUAGUCUUGUAUUUAUCUGCCAAUCAAACAGUAGACGAGGACUGAAAACAAACUUUUCAAUGCUAAGAGAGGUGAUUUAAAACUUUGCGAGUUUGACAUUUUGUGUUGUAAAUAUGAAACCUGAAUGCAUCUUCAAAGAAAAUUGAUUUGAAAUCUAGGUCAAGACAGCCCUUUAUUUGAGUGCAGUAAAAUUACUUGUAUAGAUCUCCGAGAUAUUUGGGCCAAGAGGAGAGCAACAGGUUAGUGGAUUGACGCAAUAUUCUUUGGCGAUUAUAGUGUGUGCUGGGGGAUUUUCCCUGGCCCUCUAUACAUCAGGAGUAUACACUGCAUUCCUAAUAUUUAAAUGUGAAGAUAAUUUUCAUUCAGAGGAAAAGAAAGUUUGUUUGGAGCAGCAUUAACCCCAUACAGGAUGUAUAUCGCAUGUGUGUGAUAAUAUUUAGGGGAAGCAGAUAUUUUUAUCUUCCACGUGUGGAUUACCUAAGAUCUUUGCACAAUGAAGAAGUUUUUUGGUAAAGAUAACAAAACCCGUCCUGGUGGACGUCGGAUGUCCCUACAAGUGAUCCCGGAUAACCACGAGGUCAUCCAUUUUAAGGACGAUGAGCUGGAUGAAAAUGCAGUGAUAAAGAUGAUCAACAAGCAGAGGAAACGGAGAGGCUCCCUCCCCGGUCCCCCUCCUAAUAUAGCUAAGGAUCUUGGAAAUUUUGCCAUGCCUCUCCUGGAACAGGGUGUAAAUGAUGCUACAAACCACAGUGAUCUCCCCGAGGGAGAGUAUCGUCCCCGCGCAGGAUCCACAGGGUUCAGGGGGCUGUUCAAAAACAAACAACGCAAACAGUCAGGGGAUGAUGAUAUGAAACACUCUCAGUCCACAUCAGCCAAAGUGAAAAGUUUUUUUGCUGAAACAUUCAGACCUAGAUCAAAAUCUGACCUCUCUGGGGUGAAAAAGCCCGGAAAACGACAUAGUGCCAAAAUGGAUCAGUCCAUGGAUGAGAGUCAUUUACGAGAUUCAAUAUCACCUGGUAAAACCGAACAGUUCAGUCCUCCUGGUGGGGGACUUCCCCCAGGAAUAUCUAAUCACAAAGGUCAGGAUCAGGUCUCCCCUAUGGGACAGUUGUUAGGGGGACAGUUGGGGGAUAAUAAUAAACACCGUCAUUCCUCAGGGCAGGCUGAAUUCAUGGAUAGAUUUAGGACUAGAUCAAAUUCAGAUUCUAGAGCAAGGCCCCCAAAAUGGAAGCUGACCCAACAGAGAAGUAUGAGCCCACCUCACAGUCCAUCAAAUCUAUCUCCAAGGAAAAAUUCAAAUGCGAAUGAACCAAAGUCAGCCCCUCCCCUCAUGAAGGGUCCCUCAUCUCUAACCAAUGAUCACACACAUGCCAUCAUCUACAAAUCCUCCGACCCUCCAGUACGGUUCAAUCUGGAGGGAGAUCUUCCUGAGAUGUCUAACAUGGAGAUAGAGGAUUUAGAUGAGAACAUUGACCAAGCAUUUGCAAAAUUUAUGCGAGCACACAAAUGUUAUGACUUAAUUCCAACCAGUGCCAAAUUAGUAAUAUUUGACACCCAGUUAAAUGUGAAGAAGGCAUUCUUUGCAUUAGUUUAUAAUGGGGUGCGGGCGGCUCCACUGUGGGAUACCACUAAACAGGACUAUGUAGGCAUGUUAACCAUCACAGACUUUAUAAAUAUCCUACAUAAGUACUACAAAUCACCUCUGAUAAAAAUGGACGAGUUAGAAAAUCACAAAAUUCAGACGUGGAGGGAAGAGUUACGGGACAAACAGAGGCCGUUUGUGUGCAUCGAGCCUGACGCCAAUCUUUACCAAGCCAUUAAAACACUGAUCACAUGUAAAGUUCACAGACUUCCUGUCGUGGACCGCUUGACUGGCAAUGCCCUCUACGUCCUCACUCACAAACGAAUUCUCAGGUUCCUCUAUAUCUAUAUCAAUGAAUUGCCAAAACCCAGCUACAUGAGACAAAGUUUGGAGGAGCUGUCCAUAGGAACUUAUGAGAACUUGGUGAAGGCUACACCUAACACUCCAAUCAUCAAAGCCCUGAACUUGUUUGUGGAUCAUCACAUCUCAGCUCUGCCUAUCUGUGAUGAGGAGGGCAAAGUCAUUAACAUCUACGCCAAGUUUGAUGUCAUCAAUUUAGCAGCAGAGAAGACCUAUAAUGACCUUGACAUUACCAUACAACAGGCCCUACAGCACAGAACCCAGGAAGGAUGGUUUGAGGGAGUUGUGACAUGUAAAAAGGACGAUACCUUAGAAGUGGUGAUGGAGAAAAUUGUCAAGGCAGAGGUUCAUCGGUUGAUCGUGGUGGAUGACGAAAAGAAAAUGUUUGGAGUAGUCUCUCUGUCCGAUAUCUUGAACUUCCUAGUUUUGAAACCUUUUGGUGAUUUCGUCAACAGAAAAUCCUGAUGAGGACUGAACACUUCAGAAAGGAUUGUCAUUAAAUGAUACCAUCAUAAAUCAGGAUCCAUGCCCUUUGUCAAUGCUGUAUGAAAUAGAGAACACAGUGAAGAGUUAGAUCCCUGCCAGAAAACAGUGAAUCAACCAAAGGCAGAGACCUGUCAUGUGCUGAUUUAUUGAUCUGGAGUUAUUUCAUUGUUCAACUCCAGAAGUGGCAUGUAAAAUUUUGGGGCAUUAUUUGGAUCCAGGGAGUUUCAUGUGAUGACCUUGAGUCUUGUGUUGGUUACUAUAGUUACCAAGACAAAAAUAGCUCUGAAAAAAAUAAACAGAUAUAUCUGUGAUUGUAUUGGCAGUUGUCGUAGCAACUCUUUACAUAAAUUCAGUUAAAAUAUACUCAUUUGUAACCAUGCUUUAUUCAUAACAACAACAAAAAAUCUUUAAACUGGGGACAAAUAUUCAAAGUAAUUUUUUUUUUCCUUUCCAUAUCAUAUGAUUUCCUUCUAAUUAUUUUUAAGAACAUAUUGCUUGAAAAAUGUAUUUUAGUCCAUACUUUGAUUAAUGAGGAAAAAUUAUUUGGAGAAUUGUUGUGUCUGUAAAAAUUCUUGAAAGACUGUGUAGUAUUGUAUGAGCAAUACACUGGGCAUUGUAGAUCAUUGUGUAGGGUCUACAGAGCCUCUGUAUACCUACAUCUCUCUACCUCCUUGACCCUAUCAGAGAACAUGAUGUUAAUUGUGUUAAAUUUUGUUGUAAUAUGAUUUGAAAAAAUGGCAAUGAUAUUGUUUGAAAGAUUGAGGGAAAGAAAUGUAUUUGUUAAUUAAUUUGUCUGGUCCAUUACAUGUGUUGAAACAUUUUAUCAAGAUUAAACAUUUUGUGCUGAUUGAGAGAUGGAUAUAUGAAGAUGUAAAAGACUUCUUGGUUCAUAGUUUGCCAAUUAACAAUGACUGUCAGACAGAUCUUGUUAACAUGUGUUUGAUUGGAUGAUUUGUCAGUUAACUUUAUUUUGAUUGGAUGAUUUGUCAGUUAACCUUAUUUUGAUUGGAUGAUUUGUCAGUUUACCUUGGUUUGAUUGAAUGAGACUUGAGGCGGAUUGGCCGUUUACAUGUGACAAAUGCUGUGAUAUAAAUUACGAUUAGUAUAGUUAUAGAUAGUUCAUGUUUUUAGCUCAAUUGAAUGAAAUGGCCUGCUGAGUUCUCAAGAUAAAAAUCAUGAAAAUGUGCUUUAAUUCAAUAUUUUACUCCCAGAAUACAAAGUGCUGAUGAGACUGGAUUUCCUUAUGCAACAUAAAUGCUUCUCAUGGGACUACACAUCAAUAUAUUGUAUUUGAUAAUCUUCAGUACUGAUUUAGAGAAUUUUGUGUAUGUUACUGUCACACUGGAGUAAUUGUUAAUAUUCUGUAGCCUGUUUUAUAGCAAGUGCUUCUGCUAAUUUGAACACCAUCGUCCAAACAUUAAUCAAGUAAUAUUUGAUCUCAGUACGUUGAAGAUUUUGUAAAUAUGUUGUGUGAAUGUUUGUUACAUAGAGAUAAAUACAAGGGUUGUCAUUGUGUGUCCCCUCUUGGUCAAAAUAAGUAUUUUUUAAUUUGUAUGCAGUCCAGUAUUUUAUCAGAUAUAUUUUGGCAGGGCAUCUCUAUCACACAGACAAAUACAUAUGAACACUUGUAGAGUCAUUGUUGAAAAUAUUUGCCAGACAACUUUUUUAUCACUUCAUUAAAUAUCGGUGUGCAUAAGGUGACUGGAUAAUUAUCCAAAUACAAAAUAUGUCUUUGUGAAAAUUUACACACUGAUUUAACUUUUAAUGCAAUGGACUUCAAAUCAUAUGAAUAUCUAUGUUGACGCUGCUUGUUUGAGCUUUUCUGAUCAAAUUCUUGUCUGUUCUUUUAUAUUUUUUUUUUCAUUUUUCUCAAGAACAUUGGACUAGCUUCAAGAAAACCAAGCAGAAUAUUUCUAAAGAGUUGCCCUAUAAGUAGAAAUGGAAAGAAAUGAUAUUUAUAUUAAGGUAGACAAUUUAAAAGUUGGUUACCAAUGUACCAUUUUGCCGGAUAUAUCAAAACAGGAAAAGACAAUCACCAUUUUAUUUUUUUAGUUUCUUGAUGUACAUUGGCCAGAAUUAACUCAUCAUUGGGAUUAAAAAAAUUUAAAGAAGAAAAAAUAGUCACUAUUUGAAUUGUUUACUGUGUAUGACUUUGACAUUAAUAUACAAACUUCAUGAAAAAUGAUAAAGAAUUGGAAGGAAAAGCUUUGACAUAGACAAUCGUACAUGCUUUCCAAUCCAUUUUCCUUUUGAAAAAGAAUUUCAAAAAAGUAAAAAAAAAAAAAAAAUGAUUUAAUCAUUUUAACUUCAGGCAAAGUAUAUUAUACUUAAAUAUUUAAAUAAGGAUAAAUAUAUAAAUAAGGAUAAAUAUUAACACAAAAAAUCUGUUUUUCUUCCAAAAUUCAAAUACAUGCAUCUUUGCUUAGAUACAUGUGUAGGUGCCUCUCUCACUUAAGAAGUAAUAUCUGUUCAGUCAAACAAUUUUAUUUUUGGCCAAUUAUUACUCAACAUAAAUUGCUGAAAAAGUGAGAAAAUGUAACUUUUGAGUUCAAUUUACUUUUUGUAAAUUUUGGAAAUAUAUGAAGUUUUGCUUACGCAAGUUUCUGGAAACAUUUUCAAGAGUUAAUUUUUACAUUUUACACAGUUAAAAUUUUCUAAUUAGAUUUCCAUUGAAAGAAAUAUUGAAAACAAGUUCAGUAUGGGAGAUAAAAAAAAAAUAUUUAUUUGAGGUAUUUUAUUUUAAGACCUGUGAACUUUUUUUUUAAAGAAAACCUAAUGUUAACCCCCACCCCCCACCCCCCUUGAAAAAAAAGUGUUUCAUUGUCAUGGUCAUCAGAUUAGGGGGUUUUGUAGCCAUAGGUGAGUGAUGGAGAAUUCCUAUAUAAAAUGUAAAAGAAAAAAGUUGAUAUUGGUUGAAGCUAUACCAUCUGCAUUCCAAAAGAAUCAUUGACUAUUGUUGUGAAUAGAUUUGUUUGUAUUUUGAAUGUCAUAUGUUGCACUACAGAGAGUGACAUAUCACUUGUGGCUCUCUCAGAUUCUGGUGUGGCUUUUUGUUAUCUGUGGUAAUUACUUCAGUUCAUUUACCACUGAUUUAAUUUCAUGUUCAUUGUUAGAAUUUUUUAAAUCAUUUGUUCAAAUUGAAACAAGUUCAUUUGUGAAAUGCUGUUUUGGGGUAUCAAGUUGCAAUUUUCAAAUUUACAUGUCAGGACUGAAGUCAGUAUGUAGAUAUUACAGAGUAAUGUAGAGAUAGAUAUACUAAUGUCUACUCAGCAUGUAGGAGGUUCCUGAUUUCUACAUGUGUGACAUAAAGAUUCAGCCAUCAUCUCAUUUUAACAUGUAUAAAAAAAAAAAUAUGUAUCUUAUGCAAGAGAGUGGAAAGUCACAAAUGGGGAUUUGACAAUUACUCAAGAAAAAAAAUGUUGUGCUGAAAGAAACUGACAAUAAAAUGUUGAGAACGUUUAA